This is a messenger RNA of Acomys russatus (golden spiny mouse), 1877 nucleotides long. It is a transcript of the gene Poglut3, whose product is annotated as protein O-glucosyltransferase 3. The transcript has 8 exons. Gene Ontology annotation, molecular function: glucosyltransferase activity; protein binding. Gene Ontology annotation, cellular component: endomembrane system. The coding region runs from base 28 to 1551 and encodes 507 amino acids. The record is from RefSeq and is a predicted model, not a curated record. Lineage: Eukaryota; Metazoa; Chordata; Mammalia; Rodentia; Muridae.
GGCCAGCUGAGAGAAGAGCCCGCGACCAUGCACCGCAUCCGGCAGGCCCUGCUGCUGCGCCUGCAGCUCGCCCUGUUGGUGGCCACGGGGGCCGGGGCGCGAGUGAGCGCACCGCGGAGCCUGGUGUGGGGCCCGGGGCUGCAGGCCGCCGCCGUCCUCCCUGUGCGUUACUUCUUCCUGCAGUCGGUGGACUCGGACGGCCGGAACCUCACUAGCUCGCCGCCAGGUCAAACACAGUUCAAAGUAGUGAUAAAAUCCCUGUCACCUAGGGAGUCAGUCCGUAUUUAUGUCCCUAAACCUUUGGACAGAAAUGAUGGAACAUUUUUGGUGAGAUACAGGAUGCACGAGACUGUCCAUGAAGGCCUCAAGAUAGACGUCCUUUAUGGCGGCGAGCAUGUGGCUCAGUCUCCCUAUAUUUUGAAAGGACCCGUGUAUCACGAGCACUGUGACUGCCCGGAAGAGGAUCCUCGAGUCUGGCAGAAAACUCUGUCUUGUCCAGCCAAGGAACCACAGAUCGAGCAGGAUUUUGCUUCCUUUCCCAGCAUUAAUCUCCAGCAGAUGCUGAAGGAAGUCCCCAAAAGAUUUGGGGACGAGCGGGGUGCCGUGGUUCAUUACACAAUUCUCAAUAACCACGUCUACCGCAAGUCUUUGGGGAAAUACACAGACUUCAAAAUGUUUUCGGAUGAAAUUUUGCUGUCACUGGCAAGAAAGGUCAUCCUCCCAGAUUUAGAAUUCUAUAUUAACCUUGGAGAUUGGCCCUUGGAGCAUCGAAAGGUCAAUGACACCCCUGGCCCUAUACCUAUCAUUUCCUGGUGUGGCUCCUUGGAUUCAAGAGACAUUAUCCUUCCAACGUAUGACGUCACCCACUCCACACUUGAGGCAAUGAGGGGAGUCACAAACGAUCUCCUCUCUGUUCAGGGGAAUACAGGGCCUUCCUGGAUCAAUAAAACAGAGAAAGCUUUCUUCCGAGGUAGAGAUAGCCGGGAAGAGAGGCUGCAGUUGGUACAGCUGUCCAAAGAGAACCCACAGCUGCUAGAUGCAGGAAUUACAGGAUAUUUCUUUUUCCAAGAGAAAGAAAAAGAGCUUGGAAAAGCCAAGUUGAUGGGUUUCUUUGAUUUCUUUAAGUACAAGUACCAGGUGAAUGUGGAUGGAACUGUGGCUGCAUACAGGUAUCCAUACCUCAUGCUGGGGGACAGCCUGGUUCUGAAGCAGGAUUCGCCAUAUUAUGAGCAUUUCUAUGUGGCGCUCAGGCCUUGGAAACACUACAUUCCUAUUAAGAGAAACCUCAGUGAUUUACUGGAGAAAGUGAAAUGGGCCAAGGAAAAUGAUGAAGAAGCAAAGAAGAUUGCGAAAGAAGGGCAGUCAACUGCUAGAGGCCUGCUCCAGCCGUCCAGGCUUUACUGCUACUAUUACAGAGUGCUACAGAAAUAUGCUGAGCGCCAGGCCAGCAAGCCCAUGAUACGUGAUGGAAUGGAACUUGUUUCCCAGCCGGAUAAUAGCGGAUCCAUUUGCCAGUGCCACAGGAAGAGGCCUGAGAGGGAAGAGCUUUAAGGUGACUCAGCUUCACACUCCUUUGUAUGCUGGCUGCAUCUUUAAGACUUGUGAAAGAUGCUAAAAUGUGAAUAAACAAAGAAACCAGGCCUGGUGGAUGAGGCUCGCACCUAUAAUCCCAGCACUCUGGAUGUGUGCAAGAGGAUUCCGUUAACACAAAGCCCACCUGGGGUAUAUGGUGACUUCCAGGCCAGCCCAGAGCACCCAGUUGUAUUGUAUCAAAAAGCCAGAACAAAGAAGAAAUGCAGAGAAAAGCCAAGCACACAAUCUACACCUGGGAGGCUGAGCCAGGAAGAUUGUGAGUUUCAGCAUUACCAAAUACCUUU